Camellia sinensis is the source of this 792-nucleotide messenger RNA. Lineage: Eukaryota; Viridiplantae; Streptophyta; Magnoliopsida; Ericales; Theaceae. The record is from RefSeq and is a predicted model, not a curated record.
AUGUGUUGUGUUUUGACUGAGACUUCUGCUAGUCCUAAUGUGGAAACUAUCCUUGUUGCUUUUGAAUUUCCCGAUAUGUUUCCGACUGAAUUGCCUGAAGACUUCAUUGAUAGAGAAAUUGAAUUCACUAUUGAUGAACUAUUAGACAAGAAGUUUAUCCGCCUCAGCACAUCAUCUUGGGGUGCUCCAGUUUUGCUUGUCAAUAAGAAAGACAGAUUUUUAAGGUUGUGUAUAGACUAUCGGGAAUUGAACAAAGUGACUAUUAAGAACAAAUACCCGUUACCUCAAAUAGAUGACCUAUUUGACCAACUCCAGGGGGUGCAAAUGUUCUCCAAGAUAGAUCUUAGAUCCCGAAAUGAGAUUGAAAUUGUGUUGCGUGAACAAGAUGGAAUCCUGGCUACCAUUUCUGCUCAACCCGUAAUCAUUGAAGAAAUAAGAGAGAGACAGCUUGAAGAUGAGUUCUUGAAGAAAAUUGUUGAUGAGAUUGAUUCAAAACUAAGGCCAAGGUUUGUGUUUAAGAACAAUGUGUUGAAGUUUCAGAAUAGACUUUGUGUGCCGGAUUGUCUGGACUUAAGGAAACGUGUUAUGACUGAAGCCCACAAUUCGAAAUUUGUUAGGCAUCCAGGUAAUAUGAAAAUGUACAAGGACCUAAAACAGAAUCUUUGGUGGCUAGGAAUGAAGAAGAGUAUUGCUGAUUUUGUGGCUAAGUGUUUGCAUUAUCAACAGGUAAAAGCUAAACAUCAACGACCCGCUGGAUUACUUCAGCCACUUCCAAUACCAGAAUGGAAAUGA